AUGCACAAAAUCUCUCUGCUUCAGGGCAAGCCCGACAAAGAGAAAAUCGGGAUGCUGAAGGCGCUCCCGCUUCCUCCGCCUGCGAAGAUCAUCCUCGGAAUGAUGCACCUCUCGGCAGAGGCCGAUGCGUUCAAACUGCUCAAACCGAUCGCAAAGGAAUCGCUCACGGACUCGCUGCUCUCCCGCCCGCCAAAGCUGCAGCGGCGUCACUUUUUCGCCGGGCUGCUCACUGGGAUCAAGGAGUACACGUCGGACGAGGAAGAGGAGGAGGAGGCGGCCGACAGGGCGCAGAGGCACUCCAUAGGCUCGGCGGUCUGGUUGGCUGCGAAGCGGCAGAAGAAGUCCUGA
Molecule: messenger RNA, 348 nt
Organism: Emiliania huxleyi CCMP1516
Lineage: Eukaryota; Haptophyta; Isochrysidales; Noelaerhabdaceae
Exons: 3
Coding region: 1-348 (115 amino acids)
Source: RefSeq, a predicted model, not a curated record